Molecule: messenger RNA, 769 nt
Organism: Amyelois transitella
Lineage: Eukaryota; Metazoa; Arthropoda; Insecta; Lepidoptera; Pyralidae
Gene: Mif
Product: macrophage migration inhibitory factor
Exons: 3
Coding region: 175-534 (119 amino acids)
Molecular function (GO): phenylpyruvate tautomerase activity; cytokine activity
Source: RefSeq, a predicted model, not a curated record
CGUGUCAACUGUCAGCUGUCAUGUUCUAUUUUUACUGGAUUAGGUUGAUAUUUUCUGUCUUCUGAAAUUCCAAUUUUUUUCUCAUAAUUGUGUGGAGUUUCUCCGACUUUGGUUUUGUUUCAUUAGGACUUUGCGACCGCCGUGCGUCAUCGAAAAUAAAGAAGAAUUUAUAAAAUGCCUCAUUUUAGAAUUGAAACAAACUUACCGAGAAAUAAGAUACCGCAGGAUUUUGUGGCCAAAGUUGUUUCUGUUUUGGCUAAAUCUCUUGGAAAACCUGAGCAGUACUGUGUGGUGAGCGUCAUACCAGAUGUGAUGAUGAGCUUUGGAGGUAGUUCUGAGCCCUGCGGCAUUGCCAAUCUCAUGUCCAUUGGCGGUCUUGGUGUUGAACAGAAUAAGAAACAUGCAAAGAUUUUGUUUGAAUUAGUUGCUAAUGAAUUAGGGAUUUCUUCUGACAGAAUGUACAUAACAUUUCAAGACGAGCCAACUGGAAAUGUUGGUUAUAAGGGGACCACAUUCCAUGCUAUUUUUGGAUAAAUUAUUUUAUUCUCCUUCAGUUACAUACCUAAUUGAUAUUAUGUAACUGAAUCACUAAUAAGUUAUAAGAUAAUGUUGUUUAUUAUAAUAAAAAUAUGAUACCAGAAUAGUGAGUAUAAUAUAUGAAUCAAAACUAUUUUGUGGGCACUUUUAGUACCUAUUAAAUAAGACAAUUAUAAUUUUUUAAGUGGGGAUAUUUUAUUGUACUUUGCAUUACAAACGUGUUACAAAAGUC